AAAGAGGAAAAAGAUCAGGUUGACCUUUGUUCUGCUUUCAGGCAGACAAAAACAAGCAGAGUAUAAAAGGAGAGGCAGCAGCUGAGGGGCACAUUUGUUUUUGCACAAGGGCUGCUGCGACUCAACGCCGCGCAGGGGCAAGCUUUCGACAAAAAAGCAGAUAAGGAGAGACAAGGAGGAGCAGGAGGCAUGUGGGCGAGCCUCAGCCUGCUCCUCGCUCUCUGCCUGCUCCAGGGGGGCAGCGCGGAGAGCGAGGGGGACGGCGGGUCACGCUGUCAGCCGCCGCCCGAUUGGAAGAUCGGGACGGUGGAACCCAUGAAGGCCAUGAUGGGCCGGGUGACGGUAGUGGCCCUUUUGCAGGCUAGCUGACUGUUCUGUUUGGUGCAGGCAUCCAGAAUGGAUAACCUGCGCCUGCAGAUGGAGAGUCAGGGUUUGAAACAUGUGACCUACAUAGUGGUCAACCAUCAGGGGGCGCAAGCACAACAUCUGCAUCCCAUGCUGGAGCAGAGGUUGUCCACCAACAUCGCGCUCUUCAAACAAGAAGAACACCAGCCGGACGUGUGGCAGUUGCUGAACGGAGCCAAGGAUGACUUUUUCAUCUAUGACAGAUGUGGACGCCUUACUCGCCAGAUUUCACUUCCAUAUUCCAUCAUUGGCCAGGGUCACAUUGAGAGUGCCAUCAAGGAUACCUACUGCCAGCGCUUAUGUGGCACUUGCACAUAUGAGAGUGCUGAAAUCCCACCAGAGUGUCAAACAAAUACAGAAGUGCCCCCCGAUGCUGUCCCAGCAGUUGACACCGAAACAGGACCUCAAGGUCAUCACCAUCACAUGCAUCACCACCCUCCCCCCCAUCACCACCAUCACCACCACCAUCAGCAUGCGCACCACAAUCACGACCCCAGUCUGGGUCAUGAUCAGCACGGAAACCACCAAGUCCAAAGCCAAAAUCGCCACAGUUUAGGGGAACAGGCUGGUCCGGGGCACUCGAACUUAGAGCCCCAGGAGGCACAGGGUGCGCCAGUGAUGCAGCGGCCGUGAGCAGCCGAGAAGUCGAGCUGAAAAUCCAAGUACGACUGACGGACCGCCGGUUCCGACGGUGACGUCGCUACCGCGGCCAGCUGAUGCUGACACUGACGGAGGCUGUUGGGCGAGACAGUCGAUCCGACCCUGUGACGCUGUCAAGAGGCGCUACCCGCCACAUGACAGUGACACGGGAGGGACGAGUCCAAUCACAUCAGCGAGACCUGACAGUGACGCUCGUCCCCGGUCGGCUGACAGCCGCCUCAGCCGGAACAGUGACCCUGACCCCUGGGGGUCACGAGCUGAGAAUGAGGCCAUCUGUAAAGCUGGCCGUGAUAUCAUUCUCGAAUAGGAACACCAGCUCACGUCACCCGGCGUGCAGUUAGACCGCCAUGUUCCCAACUGACCUUUUCCCCUUUUGAACCCUUCCAUCUUUUAUGAAACCAGGCGCACAAACUACGCUCUAGUGGCGUCUGGGUGAAGUCAGGAUGGCAGGGAUGGGAGACAGGUCAUGAAGGAACAUGGUGGACAGUUCAACUAUUUGUGAUUUUUGUUUUGUUUUGAAAAAAUAGCAGUAUGACUAAGACAAAUUUUCAAAAAGUAGGACUUUUGUCUUGUAGGCAAGGCUUUAAAAAAACUACAAUGGGCAAGUGAUUAACACAUGAUAGGUUCAAAAAAGAAAAAAAAGGAUCGACGAAUCUCCUUGGCAAACGUUAGCUCCUCCAAAGCUUGUCUUUUGGUGAAGAGGUAUCACGUCUUCAUAGUUCCUUAGCAACCAACAUGACUGCCUGUCACUACACAUUCCACCAUAGAUGAUGAAGAAAUAAAAAAAUGAACUAUAUAGAAUAUAUCUACAUAUUAUUGUUGAGGGGGAUGCAGCUAAAACCACUGAAGUACAGAAUGUAAGAGAGUUUGGCAUGAGAAACUAAUCUUUGGAGGGCAUAGCCUGAAUGCAUUGGCUUAUUAAGGCACAUUAAUUACAUGGUUAAGCACAAUACUAAUUCAAUUUUUCAUGCACAUAUCUUUUUUUCUUCCUUGUACUAGAUUUUCUUUUAAAUUGCACACAGCUAAACAAAGUUAAAUAAAAAAACACUGUCGCAAAGAGAAAGGAAUGAAGUUUGGAUGACUUUUGUAAUACACACUGUGGUUAAUGAUGGUUUCUGCGGGAAGGUAAAAUGUCACCCGGAAAUCUGAUGCCCUCACAGAGGAAUGUAUUGAGAAGUGAGUUUGUGAAUUAUACAUGAUGUGAAAAGACAGUGAAAUAAACUUUGAUUGGAUCGCUU
This is a messenger RNA of Syngnathus typhle (broad-nosed pipefish), 2303 nucleotides long. RefSeq names its product selenoprotein P (gene selenop). Lineage: Eukaryota; Metazoa; Chordata; Actinopteri; Syngnathiformes; Syngnathidae. Gene Ontology annotation, biological process: selenium compound metabolic process. The record is from RefSeq and is a predicted model, not a curated record. Gene Ontology annotation, cellular component: extracellular region. The transcript is spliced from 5 exons. Gene Ontology annotation, molecular function: selenium binding.